UCGGAUCCAGACGCCGCUGUGACUCGCUGGAUGGCAGCGGGGAUAGCGGACUUUUCCAGUCAAACGCCAGAAGUGGACAGUUCACCCGGCUCUCUGCAGCCGCAGUUUAAAGCUCAGUGGGGCUGCUGGGAAGUGACGGAGGUCCGACCGGCUUCUAGGUGGGUUCACAGGCUCGCUGCGGGGGAUGUGCUCACACAAUGGGAAACGACGCGCUGGCACCUUCCCGGACUAUGCAUUAAAAUAAUUCAGAUCACCUUCGGUUUGUUCUCUGUGGUGGCGGCUCUAAGGAACACACCAUCCAGAGCCGACGGAGAAGCGUAUCAGCCCCGGAGAUUCCCUGGACUGGCGCAUCAGUUUCACCCAGCUGGAAGAACGUGUUUCCUGCGCAUCUGGAGUAAAAAACGUUGCUCUUGCCCCGGAGCAGUUCUCAUGUGAUCCAACCAGUUUUUGUCUGCGUAAAUAACCUUCUGCUUCACGUUUUGUUAGUUCCGCCCAGUGUGGUGUGUGUGACUCUGAGAAGAAGAUGCUGUUCUGUGAUUUUUGGACAGAAGUGAACUGUUUAGGAAUUUGAUCCAGGAUGUUCCUGCUGGACUCGGGUACUGCUGACAGAAUGGAGAGAGGUACACCUCAGAGGAAGACUGUCUACCGGAUUUCCCUUACUCUGAUAAAGAAGGAAAGUCAAGAGGAUGGAGGGAGUGAUGGAAGUAAGAAGCUCGAAAACCCAAAAGUUGGAGCCUUCAGGCGGGAAUGUUCAGUUGAGGCCCAGCGGAGUGGUCUCCUUGAGCAACUGCAAGAGGUGGAGAAUGAGGCAGAGGAGAUCCCGGUGUCUCAUAAUUGCAUGAGGAAUUUUAGGACGUUUAGCAUGGGUCAGCUGGAGCUUGGCAGACUCAAGAUAUCCAGGAAGGCAAAAGAAUCAGAGAAAAUUGUGGUGCAAGAUGUCGUCUCUGUACCAUCUCCGGCCAGCAACAAGGACAACCGAAAAAGAUGGCUCUUUAAGUCCAAGAGUGAGGAGAAGAGGAGUCCUGAAUCUCACACUAAACCUUUGCUCAAUGGCGAGAUCGAUGCUUUGGACGUCAACAGCAAGUCAGCGUCUGUUUCUAUGGAGACACCUUCCAGGAAGCAAAAUCCAGGACUAUUGCGUCGCAGCUUCAGCUUCCGGCACUGGAGUGGCAGCGAGCGCUUGCGUCUACCAGCUUUCACCAGGGAUAAACACCACAAUGGCAGUGGAUGUAUUGGCAAGGAUUUGGAGGCCAAUAAUAAGAUGAAUGGACAAAAUGAGAGUAUGAAAAUUGGUGCAAAUAAUGUAGAGCAUAAGGUGGUUCUGGCUAGUCCAGGCCGCUUGAGAGAGAAGAGUCGAACUCUUGAAGUUGGAGCUAUUCUGAACAAAACUGAGCAGAACCACUGGGCUCAAGCUAGUGGUGCUAAAACCCGGACAUUGGAUAACAGUGAUCUUCAGCGUUUUGGAGUAGAGAAGGAGGGAAAUGGGUUUUUGCUACGUGGGAGCAUCGGGCGCUCCAGUGAGCGACGUCUGGUGCGUUUUUUCAGUGGAAUUUUUUCAAAGAAGGAAGGGGGCACAACCUCAUCGCCACUGGGCAGCCCAAGCCCCCUGAGGUCAUUUCGUCAUCCCAGGGGUGCACAAUUCCAGUCCAGCACAGAGAGCAUGAAUGCACAAAGUAAUGACGAUGCGUUUGUCAACAGUCAAGAGUGGACACUGAGUCGGACAGUACCGGAACUCAAAGUGGGGAUCGUGGGUAAUUUGGCGAGUGGUAAAUCGGCCUUGGUCCAUCGUUAUCUGACAGGGACGUACGUCCAGGAGGAGUCGCCUGAAGCCGACGUGGAUGCAGGUGGUCGCUUCAAAAAAGAGAUCGUAGUAGAUGGCCAGAGUCACCUGCUGCUCAUCCGGGAUGAGGGUGGACCUCCAGAGGCCCAGUUCGCUCUGUGGGUCGAUGCGGUGGUGUUCGUCUUCAGUUUGGAAGAUGAGAUCAGCUUCCAGACUGUCUACCACUACUUCAACCGACUCAGUAACUUCAGGAGUGCGGGAGACCUUCCGUUGGUACUAGUUGGCACUCAAGAUGCCAUCAGCUCGCAGAACCCCCGGGUCAUUGACGAUGGUCGUGCCAGAAAACUCUCCAACGACCUAAAACGCUGCACCUACUAUGAAACAUGCGCCACCUACGGGCUAAACGUGGAACGUGUCUUCCAGGAUGUUGCUCAGAAGAUUGUGGCAUCCAGGAAGAAGCAGCAGUUAUCCAUUGGCCCCUGCAAGUCACUGCCCAACUCUCCCAGUCACUCAUCCGUCUCUUCCACCCAGGUGUCAGCCGUCCACAUCAACCAGACAAGUAAUGGAGGAGGCGGAGUGGGCAGCGGAGUUGUAGUUGGUGGCGGCGGCGGAGGGAGUCUGAGUGACUACUCAUCAUCUGUGCCGUCCACACCUUCCACUAGCCAAAAAGAGCUCCGCAUUGAUGUCCCCCAGACCACCAACACUCCGACCCCAGUCCGAAAGCAGUCAAAACGCCGCUCCAACCUCUUCACUUCUAGAAAAGCCAGUGAGACGGAGAAGGACAAGAAGAGCCUGGAUUCUCGAGCGGACAGUAUUGGCAGUGGACGAGCUAUCCCCAUCAAACAGGGAAUGUUGCUAAAACGAAGCGGAAAGUCAUUGAACAAGGAGUGGAAGAAGAAAUAUGUGACACUGUGUGACAACGGACUGCUGACUUAUCACCCGAGUCUGCACGACUACAUGCAAAACGUCCAUGGUAAGGAGAUCGAUCUGCUUCGGACUACUGUCAAGGUCCCUGGGAAGAGGCCGCCAAGAGCAGUAUCCACUUGUGCAGUUGCUCAGAGUCCCAAAACCAACGGACUGACCAAAGAAAUGAGCAACCUGCAAUUAGGACAAAAUUCAGUGUCGAACAGCACGUCAGCAUCUCAGGUGACCAGCGGUGUCAGUCUAGUGUCCUUCAAUAGUCGCGGAGUGGAUGGGAUGCAUCAGCGAUCUUAUUCCGUUUCCAGCGCUGACCAGUGGACAGACGCAACUGUUAUUGCAAACGACCUAGUUUUGGGGGACCCAAUCUGCUCCAGUCCCAGUCUCUCGAGUGCCAUCAGUCCAAAGAUGGAACCGCCACCGUCACCACACGCCAACCGAAAAAAGCACAGACGGAAGAAAAGCACCAGCAACUUUCGUGCUGAUGGACUCUCUGGUACUGCUGAAGCCAAGCGUAAAGCGUGGAAACUAAAUCGGGUUGCUAGCCUGCGCAGCAUUUACGCCAACAGUCGGCACAACUCGGAAGAGGCUGAAGAGAACCUGGAAUUCACGAUAGUUUCCUUGAGUGGCCAGGUGUGGAACUUUGAGGCUACAUCAUACGAGGAGAGGGACUCUUGGGUCCAACUCAUUGAGAGUCAGAUUCUGGCCAGUCUGCAGUCCUGCGAGUCUGCUAAGAACAAGUCCCGUCUGACGAGCCAGUCAGAAGCACUGGCCCUUCAGUCCAUCAGAAAUAUCAGUGGAAACACUCGCUGUGCCGACUGUGAUGCUCCAAACCCAGACUGGGCCAGUCUGAACCUGGGUGCCCUCAUCUGUAUCGAGUGCUCAGGCAUCCAUCGCAAUCUGGGAACGCAUCUGUCCCGGGUUCGAUCACUUGACUUGGACGAGUGGCCGUUAGAGCUCAUCCGGGUGAUGACAGCCAUAGGAAACGAGCUGGCCAACAGUGUAUGGGAGUUUGACACCAACGGACGCCUCAAGCCCGGCCCAGACGCCUCAAGGGAGGAGCGAGAGCGCUGGAUCCGGGCGAAGUACGAGCAGCGUUUGUUCCUGGCGUUGCUGCCUUGCACCGAUCUACCUCUCGGUCAGCAGCUACUGAGAGCGACUGCCGAAGAGGACUUGCGCCUCGUGGUGCUGCUUCUUGCCCAUGGGAAUCGACAGCAGGUGAACGAGACGUGUGGAGACGGAGACGGACGCAAUGCGCUGCACCUGAGCAGCCGCAAGGGAAACGUGGUGAUCACACAGCUGCUUAUUUGGUACGGCGUGGAACUGACAGCCAGGGAUGCUCACGGCAACAGCGCUCUGGCAUACGCGCGACAGGCUGGCAGCCAAGAAUGCAUGGACACACUCGCGCAGUACGGCUGCCCGGAUGAGCGCCACCCGCUCAUGGCCACGCCCAAUCUCUCACGCCGCAACACCAAUCGCAACAACAGCUGCAGCAGCGCCGGCAGUGCUGCCCUCAUAUGACCACGCCCACCUGACUGCGGAAGUAUUUUUAACGUUUCUUUUUUUGGGAACCACUACGCCUCUAUCAGUCCCGUCCGUUUCUCCUAGUAGUGACAAACACCACUGAUGCAUGAUGGGAACUGUGGUCGUGUACGAGGGUCUGGAUUGACAUGGCGGCUAAUCAUCAUACCUCAUCGGAUCGCUACAAGGCCAGUCCCACCUCAGGUGGCCGGGCUACUAAACCAUAUCAGACUUUGACGUCCGGCUCCUGGGUGUGUUGACUUUCUUUUCUUCAUGAACUUCCCUGCCUCUUUUUAAUGUGAAAAUAAUUGUGUUGUAAGCAUUUUACGGAGAAAAAAGGUUUGUCGUAGUCAAAGUGUGCUAGGUUGCAUGUUCUGACGCUUUGUUUUGUAUCUGACCAUUUGGUGAUGUAAAUAGUAACUGCAGCGCCUGCGUGUAAAAAUGUCUGUACAGACUCUGUUGCUAGCCUCAGGGACUAGAGACCCCGAUGAGCUCAGUCUAGACGACGAUUGAGGGGCUGGACGAUAACUCAGCGUCUCUCCUGUUCUGUAAUCCGACUCUGCACCAGGAAGUAGCGAUGAAUCUAGAAUGGAGACCGCCGCUUCUGUUUUCCUUUCAAGUGCACUUGGUUUGAAACAACGAUUAUCUUCCAGACUGAAUUCCAAACCCAUUCAUGAUUUUUCUAAUCUGCUCGCUUCUCGUUUUCUAAAACUGUCCAGCCCGGGCAUUGCAACGUCGGCUCACACUUUCACGCCAAAAGCUCUUGGUUUAAAGAGGAAAAUGACGUCCUGGUGCUGCUUGUGAAUUGAUGGUGAUGAAAGAAACGAAAGAAAGCAGCUACUUUGUGAGGAAAAAAGGGAAGUGUUUUAUUCAGAAUGUGUGGUCAUGAGACCGGCAUUGAGCCAAGACUCGUGGCAGAUUUUUUUUUUUUUU
Synchiropus splendidus (mandarinfish) is the source of this 5152-nucleotide messenger RNA. RefSeq names its product ArfGAP with GTPase domain, ankyrin repeat and PH domain 1 (gene agap1). The transcript has 20 exons. Gene Ontology annotation, molecular function: GTPase activator activity; GTP binding; protein binding. The coding region runs from base 578 to 4219 and encodes 1213 amino acids. The record is from RefSeq and is a predicted model, not a curated record. Gene Ontology annotation, cellular component: nucleus. Lineage: Eukaryota; Metazoa; Chordata; Actinopteri; Syngnathiformes; Callionymidae.